Messenger RNA from Sesamum indicum (sesame), 1661 nucleotides. The record is from RefSeq and is a predicted model, not a curated record. Lineage: Eukaryota; Viridiplantae; Streptophyta; Magnoliopsida; Lamiales; Pedaliaceae.
GAUUGCGGAAUCUGAAGAGACCCUCCGCUCCAAGGAAGUUAAAAAGAGGUAACUUUGAAGAAGGGGGGAGAGGGGGGUUACCGCAGUCACAGCCACGGUAAGUAAUUUUUCAAGUGGUGAAAGAAGAGACGGAGACAAUCGAGUUCUUUGCAAGCAUCAGUCAACGACGUGGAAGAUAACUUUGUCAAUAAGAAAACACCAAUAAUGGAGUACACAAAUUGAAACACCCUCUUUAUUUAUACCGGUAAUACCUUUUUUUGUUUUAAGAAUCGCGUAAUCGCAUUCGUCGAGGAACUCGAAUUGGGUUGAAGCGGGCCGGAGAAGAUGAAGAUCACUGUAAUGACCGCCGACGAGCAAAUCGUCACGUUAGACGUCGAUCGGGACGAAUCUGUUGAGAACUUGAAAGCUCUGCUUGAGGUUGAGACACAGGUGCCACUGCAGCAACAACAGCUGCUGUAUAAUGGGAGGGAGAUGAGGAAUUCCGACAAGUUGAGUGCUCUCGGUGUUGCUGAUGGAGAUUUGGUUAUGAUGGUUUCAGGCGCCGCAUCUUCUGGUUCCAGAGUGAUCCUGAGUUAGCACAAGUGAUUCUUGGAAAUGAUUUGAACAAGCUGCAAGAUCUGUUGCGCGUACGACAUCGCCAGAGAUCUGAGUUAAGGCGUCAACAAGAGGAGGAGUUGGCUUUACUAUAUGCAGAUCCAUUUGACGUGGAGGCACAAAAGAAAAUAGAAGCUGCUAUUCGCCAGAAAGGCAUUGAUGAGAACUGGGCCGCGGCUUUGGAAUACAACCCUGAAGCAUUUGCAAGAGUGGUAAUGUUGUAUGUUGACAUGGAAGUUAAUGGUGUCCCAUUGAAGGCCUUUGUUGACAGUGGAGCUCAGUCAACAAUUAUAUCUAAAAGUUGUGCUGAACGUUGUGGAUUGUUAAGGCUUUUGGAUACUCGGUAUAAGGGUAUCGCUCAUGGAGUUGGUCAGUCUGAGAUUUUAGGUCGGAUACAUGUUGCCCCAAUCAAGAUUGGAAGUAUAUUUUACCCUUGUUCCUUUCUGGUGCUGGAUGCACCCAACAUGGAAUUUCUCUUUGGCCUGGAUAUGCUUCGCAAACACCAAUGCAUUAUUGAUCUGAAGGAGAAUGUACUGAGAGUUGGUGGAGGAGAGGUUGCCGUACCUUUUUUGGCAGAAAAGGACAUUCCUACACAGUUUUUGGAUGAAGAGAGGCACGCCAAGGAAGCUUCUAGCUCAGGAACACAAGCUACAUCCGCAACUAAAGAGCACAUUAGUACACCAGGAGGCCCUUCUGGAAGCACUGGCAAGAGUACUUUCCAGGGACCUGAAUUUGAAGCCAAAGUCGCAAAGCUGGUUGAGCUAGGGUUUGGAAGGGAGCAAGUGAUUCAAGCUCUGAAGUUUUUUGACGGCAAUGAAGAACAAGCAGCUGGAUUUCUUUUUGGCGGAUGAAAGUGAUCUAUUUGAUGUUGUGGAUUAUUUAUUAUUUUUUUUGGCAAUUGUGUACACUAAAUGCUCUCUGCACAUUUGGUGGUUGAACUGUGGGAAAAAUCUUGCAGUUGUUGGGCUGAGCCUAUACCUGAUUUGUAGAACAUUGGGGUUUGGAGGAAUGAGUGAACUUGUCCUUAUGGUUGCCACGUUGGGCUAUUCCUUUCUAUAUUAUACAUG